Messenger RNA from Phacochoerus africanus (Common warthog), 468 nucleotides. RefSeq names its product 60S ribosomal protein L21-like. Gene Ontology annotation, molecular function: structural constituent of ribosome. Gene Ontology annotation, cellular component: cytosolic large ribosomal subunit; ribosome. Gene Ontology annotation, biological process: translation. The record is from RefSeq and is a predicted model, not a curated record. The coding region runs from base 1 to 468 and encodes 155 amino acids. Lineage: Eukaryota; Metazoa; Chordata; Mammalia; Artiodactyla; Suidae. The transcript has a single exon.
AUGACCAACACAAAGGGAAAGAGGAGGGGCACCCGCUCUAUGUCCUCUAGCCCCUUUAGAAAACAUGGAGUUGUUCCUUUGGCCACAUACAUGCGAAUCUACAAAAAAGGUGAUAUUGUAGACAUCAAGGGAAUGGGCACUGCUCAAAAAGGAAUGCCACACAAAUGUUACCAUGGCAAAACUGGAAGAGUCUACAAUGUAACCCAGCAUGCUGUUGGCAUUGUUGUAAACAAACAAGUUAAGGGCACAAUUCUUGCCAAAAGAAUUAAUGUGCAUAUCGUGCAUAUUAAGCACUUUAAGCGCGGAGACAACUUCCUGAAACGUGUGAAGGAAAAUGAGCAGAAAAAGAAGGAAGCCAAAGAAAAAGUGACUUGGGUUCAGCUGAAGCACCAGACUGCUCCAGCCAGAGAAGCUCACUUCGUGAGAACCAAUGGAAAGGAGCCUGAACUGUUGGAACCCAAUCCUUAG